GAGUGGCUCUACUACAGGCCUAUCUGCCAUUGUUAUUAAUGUAAAAAAUGCUGAUGGCCAACAAGCUAACAUCAGGCCUUAUGUUGCCAAUGCCCCAUGUAACUAAUUUAGAUAAGGAGCUGCAAAUGGGAGAAAUAUAGCCAUGACCAGAUACCACCCAAACCAGGGUAAGCUAGACCACAUGGUGACACUUAACAAGGUUUCUAUACACACAACAAAUCAGGUUACUCAAGAACUGUCACUCCUUUGUCACCCUUUUUCUCUCAAUGCCCUUGGGCCCUAUGUUGGGUGCCAUCUGUCUUGGUAUGAAAGACAGGUGUCUGCUAUGGAAGGCAGGAGCCUCCCUUGCAAUGGAGAAUGUAAACCCUCUCCCUCUGAAUUAUGAUGAUUUUGAAUUAAGGGGCCCACAGGCAAAGAUAUGGGGAUAGGAGUAACAAUUUUUUACUAGUAUGUAUAACAAGGCAAACAAAACAACAACGACGACAUUAACAAGAAACAGAACCAGAACCCCAGUCCCAGCCUUCUUGGCCGCAGGCACUUUCCCCUUGGUGCAGUUCCGGUCAUGGCUGGCAGGGGCGCUGGUGGCUCCCGCUGGGCAGGGCAGGUGCAGUGACUCCCCCGGGGCUGCAGGGGGCACUGUGGUGCGAGCUCGGGGAGCACACUGCUAUGGCGGCUUGGCCCAGAUGGGAAGGGAUUGAAGAAAGGCUUUGCUGCACAAACCCCUUGGGCCAGUCGAUCCCGGUGCCCCAGCAGGACUCUUGGAAGCAGUAAGCUGGAAUGGCAGGAAUGCGCAAAAAUCCCUGGCUGGUGGACGAAAUGUAUCAGAAGAUCCAUGGCAGUAGUUGAACCUGUGGGACAUCCUGGCAGGGCAGGGGAUAUGGGGUCCAGCAGCAGAAGAAAGGCAGCUCCUAUCUGGGUUAUGGUGGUGGCAGAGAAUUCCUUUCCCCAAGCUGCAGAUGUGACCAUCCUACUUUGAAACCCAGAGAGAGUGAGACCAGCUGCGCCCAAUCCCAUCCUUUAUCUGCCCCAAAUCUUGCGGUAUCUCUCUCCUUGGAGAGAACAUCCCAGAGAAAAAUAAGUGUAGCCAGAUGCUACACUCCUCUCCCAACCCUGGCCACUUUUUUCUUCAAUACCCAUAAGUACCCAAUAAUUAGUUUCUCAGCAACUUAUGGGAAAAAAAAAAUCUAUAAGUAAAAAAAUAAAGAAACCUACCCACCCCCAACAACUAGUGUUGUAACAGAUGCUACUCUUAAAUCUCAUAAAAUUGCCUAUAUUUUGGUAUUUCCUCCAUGAGUUCAUAUUUCCCCAUGAAAAUAUAGUGAAGUCAAAACCAAAAAAAUCUUGAAUUCUUUUUCAUGCUUUUGAUAAUUUUUAAAAAUAAUGUUUAAUUUGCAGGAACUCUUUAAGCUGCGUGGAACAGGGUAUUUUUUGAACUUUCUUUUGUCAUCCUCCAAGUAGUUGUUAAAACAAAAAGAAAGCAGUUGAGGUAUCACCUACACAGUAGACAACUCAAUUUGUUGCAAGAUAAUCUAUACAUGCUGGGGUAUACAGCGAGGUCUCUACCUCUUUUAACGUAAUUGCUUCUGGGUGAAAUUUUUAGUUGCACAAUGUAAAGCUUUGUAUACUUUUUGCUGAAUUAUUAAACUUUUUAAAAUAAAUUGUUUAUUCCAUAUGAACUGCUACUUUUUUCUUGAUAUAAUAGCAUUUCUCUAUUAUGCAAAAUAUACAGAAACCACAAUUUCCCUUUCUAUUCAAAGGGAAUUUCUAUUCAAACAGAUUUUAAUUGAAAUUUGUCUGAAUGGCCUAGCCUUUGUUAUUUUUAUAAUCUUAUAACUUGUUUAUAUUUUCUUCUUUUCAUAGUUCAUAUGAACUUAUUUUAGAGGUAUUAUGAAUGAUCAUGCACACGAAAAAGCAACUUAAUUUCUUAACUUUUUGUUCAGAAAACAACAGAUUAUUGAGUUCAAUUUUCUGUUUUACUGGAAAAGAAUUACUAUUCUGUCAAAAAUAAAAGUGGUAUUUCAGAGGAAAGAUUCACCUUUAGCUAGUUAAAAACUUUCCAGGAGUAUUACUUUGUUAAUUACAUGAAGCAUAUUUCUUUUUUUGUUGUUGGUUCCUCUCCGUCUCCUCAGUUUGUGCAUAGUUCUUUAUUUUUCCAAAUAUUUACUCUUCUUUAGAUUUUUAUAAAGGGAAGGGGGCAAAGGUGAUUGGACAACGUCUGUGUUGAGAAUUAGCUACAAUAAUGUUAAGAAAGUAACCAGACGCUUAACUAAAAUAUUUAAUACUCUGUGUUAGAGUGAAAAGCUCUUUUUAAGGAAAGGCAUGCUUUUGAAUUAUGACAUGGGGAAGUAAUUUGGGUGCAUGUUUUUGAGAUAUCUAACUACCCACAGAGGAAUUAUGCUAAAACUGAAGCUAGUUUCAGGUUUAGUAUCUUUCAUUGGAAGUUGGACCUUCUGAAAUCCAUUGCAAGGUAGAACUCACAAGUGGGGAUUUUCUUUUUUUUUUUUUAUUUGAGGGUGUAAUUGUCUUGGUGUCGACCCUAGUUUUGCGUCCAGCUCUGGGGUCCUCAGCACAAGAAAGGCAUGGACCCCCUGGAGUGAGUCUAGAUGAGGUCUACAAAGGUGAUCACAGAACUGGAGCACCUGUGCAAAGGAGACAGGAUCAGAAAGUUGGCAAUCCUCAGUCUAGAGAAGAGAAAGCUCCUGGAGACCUAGAGCCCCUUCACCUAAAGAUGGCAUUGUAAGAGCAAGAAUUUUUAUGCAGGCAGAUAGUGACAGGACCAGGACAAGCAGUUUUAAACUAAAGUGGAGAGAUUUAGAUUGGGUGUUAAGGAGAAGUUCCUUACUGUGAGGGUGUUAAGGCACUGACACAGAUUGCCCAGGGAAAUUGGAUGGAUGCUCCAUUCCUGGGAGGCCAGGUUGGACAGGACUCUAAGCAACCUGCUCUGAUGAAAAGCGUCCCUGACAUGGUACAGGUUUGGAGUGAGAUUAUCCAUACAGCUCCUUCCAACUCAAACCAUCCUGUGAUUCUAUGAAUUCUCAGGAGGCAGACAAAGCUUGACAAAAUACAAACAGAUGUUAAGUAUUUGCUACAGAAAUACAAUUUAUCUAUUCAAGCAGAAUGCUCCUAUUUGUUUCCAGCUCACACAUAAGGGACCACAGUGACGCAUUUAAAACCGCAAAAUUUACGACAAAACUGUUGAGCAACGCGACUAUUUCCCAGUGCUCCUUUGGGACAGACUAUCCAGCUGUCUCCCCUUCGGACAGAUCCAGGUGGUACGCAGUACUGGCUAUUCUGCAAGGAGGACACCUACUUCCCUCGGACCAAGCGACUCUGCCUCGUUCCUCGGAGAGCCGCCCUGGGUACAUCUAACCGCGGCCACGACCUGGCACAGGCCCAGCCACCCUUCCGCCCUCAGUCCGCGACGUUGUGCAUGCGCAACGUCGGCACGGGAGAGGGAGAUGUGACCUCGGCGCAUGCGCACGUUCCGCUUCCCCCCACUCCUCCGCCGGGCUCCGUUUACGCUGCCGCCGUGUCGGACCCCUCCCCGCUCCCCCUACUCCUCUACCGGAGGCUCCGACGGUGCCGUGCCUCACGCGGAGGUCGGGGGUUGGGGAAACUCCACGCUCGGGGCGACCUCCUGCAUCACGUGGUUGGGGUCGCGGCGGUGUCCUGCCCGAGACAGGCUAGCCCCGCGACGCCUGACAGGGUUGUCGCCAAGGGGCCCACGGGCCGUGCGUCACGGCAGGCGCCUCUACCUUCUUGACUUGUCGCUAGCCGGUGGGGGUACAGCGGUGAGGCCGCGGUUGUCCGUCGCGCGCUGUCUCAGCGCUCCGCGGCCUCGCCCGCGCAGGCGGCUGGUCGGACAGCUCUGGAGGGCCUUGAUCGCGGCGGGCUGCUGGCGUGACCUCGGGGCGCGCUGGUCUGGAGCAGCGAGCGGGCGGAUUUAUGUGCCGGGAGUGGGGCCGAGCUGGACGGCAGCGGCGGCUGGCGGGGCCGACGCGGGCAUCAUGGGUGUGAUAAGUGUACAGUUGGUGGUUACCAUGGUAAUGGCUAGUGUCAUACAGAAGAUCAUACCCCACUAUUCUCUUGCUCGUUGGCUUCUCUGUAGUGGCAGCUUAAGGUGGUAUCAACAUCCCACUGAAGAAGAACUGCGGAUUCUUGCAGGGAAGCAAAGAGGGAAAAGUAAAAAAGAUAGAAAAUAUAAUGGUCAUAUUGAAAACAAACCCUUAACCAUUCCAAAAGAUAUUGAUCUUCAUCUGGAAACAAAAUCUGUAACAGAAAGGGACACUAUUGCAUUGCAUUACUUUCCAGAAUAUCAGUGGUUGGUGGAUUUCACUGUUGCAGCUACAGUUGUGUAUGUGGUGACAGAAGCCUAUUACAGCAUUAUGAAGCCCUCACAAGAAAUGAAUAUCAGCAUAGUGUGGUGUCUGCUUGUCUUGGCUUUUGCAGUUAAGGUACUGUUUUCAUUGACUACCCACUAUUUCAAAGUUGAGGAUGGAGGUGAAAGAUCAGUCUGUGUCACCUUUGGUUUUUUCUUUUUUGUGAAAGCCAUGGCAAUACUUAUUGUGACAGAAAACUAUCUGGAGUUUGGAUUGGAAUCAGGAUUCUCGAAUUUCUCAGAAAGUGCUAUGCAGUUUCUUGAAAAACAAGGUUUGGAAUCCCAGGGUCCUGUGUCUAAACUAACCUUCAAAUUGUUCCUGGCUGUUCUGUGUUCACUUAUUGGUGCUUUUUUGACAUUCCCUGGCUUGCGACUGGCUCAAAUGCAUCUGGAUGCUCUGAAUUUAGCAACAGAAAAAAUAACACAAACAUUGCUACAUAUAAACUUCUUGGCACCUUUAUUUAUGGUUCUACUGUGGGUAAAACCAAUCACUAAGGACUACAUUAUGAGCCCACCUUUGGGCAAAGAGAGCAUUCCUUUAAUGUCAGAAGAUACAUUUGAUACCGUCAGAUUGUGGAUUAUAAUCCUAUUGUGUGUUUUACGGUUGGCUAUGAUGCGUCAUCAUUUACAGGCCUAUCUGAAUUUAGCCCAGAAAAGUGUGGAUCAGAUGAAAAAGGAAGCUGGUAGAAUAAGUAUGGUUGAUUUACAGAAAAUGGUGGCUCGGGUAUUCUAUUAUCUCUGUGUAAUUGCACUGCAGUAUGUUGCACCAUUGGUAAUGCUGCUUCACACAACUCUGCUCUUGAAAACACUAGGUAAUUAUUCUUGGGGCAUCUACCCAGGAUUGAAUUCUGACUCUUCAGUAGAAAACAGCCUGCUUCCCAAUUCUGUUUAUUCUGAGUCUCCACCUGCUGAUGGAAAGAUGAAAGUAGCUGUAGUACAAAUAACAAUGGCUCUGGGAAGCCUAAAGAGUAUUUUCACUCCUCUCCUGUUCCGGGGACUCCUGUCUUUCCUCAUUUGGUGGAUUGCUGCUUGCCUUUUUUCUACAAGCCUUUUUGGUCUCUUCUAUCACCAGUACCUGACUGUGGCAUGAGCAAGCCAACUGACAGAGCAAGUGUGAGGCUAUUACCUGGUGGACUGUGAAAUGGACCAGAAAAUCCCUCUUAAAGAGGAAUAUUCAUGUUCCAUCUAAAUCCAUAUUUUAAAAAGGUAGGUUUUUUAUACAUAACUCUGGAGUCGAGAUGAGAGUUUUGCAUUCCAGGGGGUGCAGCACUGAUGAGUCUGAGGGAGGGUCAGCUUUUCACUUCAUGAAAUGGGAGCAUAUGUCUCUUUGUAAAGCAGACAGGAAAAUAAAGACUUUUUUCUCUGAAUUAUGAGCUUUACAAGCUACUUUCAGUUGUUCUGGAUAACCAACCUCUUACAUAUCUUUCAGCUGUCAGAUUUUAAAGCAGCUUUUCAAUAAGUACAACAUUUGUAUGAUUUCCCGAAGUUGUCAUUUCUAUAGAUAUAUAGAUAUAUACUGUGUAGAAUUUGUGCAUUGUCAGAAACUAAAAGAAUCCGGACUCUCAGUUGGAGUUAGGUUGGUCUUCAAGCAUCAGCAAUGUCCAUUUGCUUCCCAUUCAUUUGGCUUAUAUUGUGCCUAGGACAAACCUUCAAGAUUUGGUCCUAUAGUCUGGUUUUUUCUUUGAGUGAAAUAUUGGUAUCAGCCUGACAAGAAGAGUGAAAUACAAAAAUCUUCAGCGCUAAUAUAUUUUCUGGAUUUCCAUUUUCUCUUCCUUCAUGAAGUGGGAUUAAGCUGUUCCUGCCAUUUCCCAGACAGCAUGAGCUCAGUAUUGGGAAAAGGCACAUGGGGAGGGACAUCAGCUGAGUUAUAUAUCAAGGAAUUUGGGGUGCAAUUUACAAAAUGAAAACAGUUGUUCUGGACAGGGAUUUGUUUUCCACAGGAAACUGCGAUGUGGUUAUCAUGCUAGACAUUCCUAUGAGGAAUGAGUGUUACUAGAAAACACAAGGCCCAAGCUGGAGAUUAUAUUGUGUACUGCAGAACAAGUAGGACUAAUGCUGUAAAACUGCAGGAUGAGGUGGUGUGUAUUGUUUUUCAUGUGAGAACCUGGGAAAACUACAGCACCAGGAUCAACAAAUAAACCACUAUUUAAUCAAUUUCUAUUCUUACGCUUGGAAUUUUGGAACUUUUGGAUUGGAACCACUGUGGCUGGUUUGCCACACUAAAGGCACAACUCUAAUACUUUAACACAGACUAUGCAUUGCCAUUUUUUAUACUGCAUUGCUUUUAAUGCUUUCAAAAAGUUUUAGUGGUAAAAGAUUUUAAAAUUUUGCUGGCAUCUAGUAAAAAAAUAAUAUAAAAUUGAAAGUAAAUAUAAAGUAAGGUAAUACAAAAGUUUUGCUCUGUCUAAAGACCGUGUUAUCUUAAAAGGCAACCUUUCUGUGAAAAUUCACUUUCUAAAUGCUGUUGAAUUCAACUCCAUUGACCACAGUUUUUAGCUGAGGAGUGUUGCUUUUAGUGGAGCAACCUCCAAAGGUGCCAGCUGUGUCCUCCUGCAGACACAGUGGGCCAGGCAGCCCAGGCACAUGCUUACCAUUUCUUUUUGCAUCCCAUACCUUUGUCAUCCUUUCCCACAAAUUGCUCCACCAGGUGCAAAUGCUCCUACAUGAAUCUGUAAUUACAGAUUUACAAAACUAUUACUUAACCUGUGUAUGCUCACACAAAAUAGUACUGUGUUCAUGGUCUUUUCAUGCCACCCCUUAUGCUACCCCUGCCAAGAUAAUAACCUCUCACAUACUAGUUAGUCAGCCUUAUUAAUGCAAAUCACAAUUAACUUUACUUGUUCUUUUGCAACAACUUUGCAGCUCUGAUUCUUACCUGGAUAUUCAAUAAUUCUCAGUUUAUAUGUAAGUUUACAUAUAUGUCUUUUAAGAUAUAACCACCAACUCCAUGGUACCCAGUGACUUUCCUCUGAUUAUGUCUAUACAUUUAAUUUGUCAGUAUUCCCUAGUCUUUUUUUCCUGUAUCCUGGCCUGCCAUUUUAAAAAACAAGAGUAUUCCAGCUAAUGCCUCUUCCUGAUCAGAAAAAAAUUGAAAGACAGACAUGGUUUGGAGAAUAAGGAGUUUUUACCUUGGUAUUUUAAUAAGGAUUCUUAUGGUGCUCUGUUUCACCAAGGUGGCAAAGCACACAUACGAUAGACCGCAUGUACAAUUUAUAGACCUCACAAAUUAGCAUAUCUAACAAGGAUGCCCCAAUGGAAGGCCUGGAUGAAUGGCAUGGUAUUCCCCCAUCUGAGGAAUACCAUUCUGGAUGGGCCAAAUCUCUAGUUUACAACAUAUGUGCUAGAGGGGGCCUCUAUUUCUCAAGAUAGUGUAGGGUUUUCUGGCCUCCUACUGCAAGGCCUGUAGGGUGUUUGGUCUUCUGGCCUAACAAAAUACUAGGACUACGCAAUUAUCAGACUUAAGGAAUUACAAGUAUGCAUAUAAGAAUACUGAGUGUACAUGAAGGUUAUAUAAAAUGUAUACAAAAGAAAAGGCAAAAAAAUCAUCCUGGCAUCCCAGCAGUUUAUUUGUUUCAUUUCCAUCUUAAAUGACAGCUAUAAAUUUUCCUUCUUAUUUCUGUUGUCCCUUAGGCAUUCUCAGCUUUCUUGGCUUUUUCCCCUAUCUUCAUGUGGUAGAUUGUUACUAUGCUUCCUCUUAUUUGUGUGCUGUUUGUCUGCUUUUGUUUUGAGUUUGGUUAUGAAAGAAAUGCAGCUUUCUUCUUGCACUGAUUUUUUCCUUCCAUGUUACUACUUCUCCUAUCCACUGUUAUUUAUCACCUCUCUUCACUCCCACUAGAAAAGUUACUUUUCUUAGCCAUUGUAGAGAAAGAACUGUUGCAAGAUUUAAAACAUACCUAAGUCACCCCACAGCAAGAAUUCAUUUUGGGAAACCGUAUUAAGUCCAGACUUGCUGCCUUUUGUAAAUACCUCCGAUCUCGGCCAGCUCUGUAAGUUCCUGAUGUUUGCAUCUAUAUAAAACACAGUUAUUCUAAACUCACAGAAAAAAUAUUUUUGUUACAAAAUUAAUAGUUACUUUCAGCUUUACCAUUAUUUUUACCAGAUUUUGAUUAACACAGUGCUUUCAGUCUGUGUUCUCUUAACUUGAUAACACAAAAAGCUUGUAGGUGUUUUCUCUCCAUUGCAGAGCUGUACCAAGGAAGGCAGCAUUUGCCAAGAAGGCAGUAUCUGUGGUGCUCAUUAAAUACAGAUAAUUGUGCCCGAAGGUCAGCUGCUGAUGCGUGCAAUGUCGAGCUAUGCUAAAUGGAGCAGCUCUUCGGCAGGACAGAAGAAGGACCCUGAAAGUUUGGUUUCUUUGCUGAAGUGGAUUUAGUAGUAUUCCUGCUUUUUAACAAAUAAAUUAGGUAUAUAAACAUCAACCUGAAAUACUGAAGAGUAAGUUUUGAAGUGGGCAAGAUAUGCUGCUUAAAUAAAAUUUAUUUCCUCAAUUUGCAUUCAGUCUCUGCAAUCCUGUUUUUACUUCUAUCUUCUGUAGCUUUUGAUUCACCUACAUAGAAGAGUGAAGGGUUUAUUUUUGUCAAAGUCUUUAUUGGGAGACAUAUACAUACAUGUAUCUGAGAAAAUGACAAUGUACAAUAUAUAUUUAUAUAUAUUAUGUAUAUAUAUGUGUAUAUGUAUGUCUAUUUAUAGAUAUAGACAUAUAUACAGUGUGCUAUAUAUAUCUUACAUCUGAGAAAAUGACAACGUACAAGUGCCUCAUAGACUGAAAAAAUAAAAUUAGAUUUUAAACUGUGUUUUAAAAUCUUUUAAAAUUACUUGAUUGUAUUUCAUGGUUGUGGUGUCUCUUUAACCUGUCUGCUACUGGGUGUGAAAAUUAAAUGUAAGUGAAAAGGAAGACGUGGAAUCUGAAUGCUGAAAAAAGCCACUGGUCUUGCAUAUGAAAAAUGAUCACUUUGCAAAUGACCUUUCUUUAAAAAUAUUAGAAUCAUGAGAUCACUUUAAUAUACUUCUAGCAGGUCAUUCAAUUAAAAAGGUUUUUACAUUAAGUUUCCUGAACAAGCAAUAUUGCAAUGAAUCGGAACUAGCAAUGCGUGGGAAAGGCAAGCACAGAGAGUUCCCCACCCUACCACAUAGAGAUGGAUACAGUGUUUCACCUAAGACCUUGGAGAAGGCUUGAAAGUUUAAAAUAGAAUAGUGAAACAAGCACAAAAUAAGAAUACAGAUUUGUCAUUUAAGCAGAAGUGUUUUAAGCAGGAGAAUUAUAUCUCAUGUAAGCAAAUAAAUUUGUUAAGCAAAAAAAUAAAGUCUAACAAUAGAACUUGUUAUUGAGGUAGAAGUUACAGGAUAGCAGUAAGUUUCUGUAGAGUUAUAUGAUUGGAUAGAAAAAUAUGCAUUGUGGCAAAUUGUGUAAAACGUAGCAAUUAGAAAUUUAUUUAUGAAGAUGCUAGCAAGCUUUGUGGAAGUAGCUGAUUGGAUAAGAAAUUUAUAAAAGACAUUGUAAUUAGAAUUAGAAUGGCUCUGAUGCAAUGGCUUCGGAUGAGACUGAUUUUGCAAUAAACCUUUUUUUAAUUGCCUCAUCAGUUGACCCCAUCUUUUUGUAUCCUGAACAAUUGGUGCCCACUGUAUGAGGAACAAGACUAAAUUGUUUGUUUAGUGGGUAAAUGUUGGACCAUUACAUGGUUAGAAACAUGUAGAGAGUUUUUUACAGGGUGAAGUGUUCAAGCCUGUGCACCUCACAAUGAGUUUUUAAAUAUUUGUGGAUGCCCUGGUCUUGUUUUGCUAAGACAUUUAUCACCAAAGGGGUAUUGGGGACAGACAAAGAUAAUACAGAGACUCCGUCAUCAGAAGGCAUGAAAAAAACCACUUUAUUAUUAGAAAUCUACAGAUCAUCUAGAAACAAUGAUGAACCUAAGAGCUGAUUGGCCUUCAGGAAUCUUCCCUCACACUAUUGGUGAACUAUAAACAGUGCACUCUGGAGAAUCAUAUCUAUAAGCAAUGGUUUCAGAAAGGGAGAUAAUAAUUGUUUUAAUUCUUUCUCUGAGCAUUCUCACAGCUUCUCACAGCUUCCCGGGAAAAUCCUGGGACAUGUUCAGAGAAUAUGUGAUUACCACAGACUUUAUACUUGGGAGUAAUAGGUACCUCUUCAUGCCAGGUGUCAUAAGCUCUUGGAGGUCUAUAACUCACCCAAGAUAGCUCAGCUACCUUUGGAGGCACAAAAUCAGAAGAAUAGCUUCUGUUGCAGUGUUGGAAACAAAAAGGUUUAAUAAUAAAAGGCAAAAUAACAAACUCUUUACAGAGAAAACCAGUCCAGGUGCAAGAAGUUCUUGCUCCUGGUAAAAAACCUCACUAAAGCAAUUCAUUUCUUUGUUCACUUGUUUUUCGAGUAAAUUGUCCAGGCGGGACUUUUUGGCUCCUGUCCAAUUAGCUAUCCUUAAGUUUGAGGUGAAGUCCCUAAGCCUAUGAGAGGUGCCUUUUCACCUAAUAGAGGAGAGAAACUUCUGGGCUUCUUUCCUUUUUAGGGGGACAAAGGAUAGUUUUGUCACUCUGUCAACAGGGGGAACAUUCCUACAUUUGGGCAUGUGUCUAACUGGUCUUCUGUUGGCUAAGUUAAAGCACAUUGAUACUGGCUUUAGAUGUAGCAGUGUUUAGCCCAUUGCAAAUCACAAUUGAAUUCUCCUUUAUUUUCCCCCAUGAACAGUCACCCUUUACAAGAGGGCUGGAUAUUGCCCCUAGGAUGAGGAACAAUACAGGAGGCAGUAGGUUCCCCUUCUAUGCUCUGGACAAAGAUGGGUAUGAGAUCCAUCACUACAUGAGAGUUACUUCAGUUGUUUCAUGUAGCACAUGCAGUUCCUAUUCAUAGAACUGGUUUUGAACUCUUGAGUAAUGUCAUGUAGUUUACUUUUGCUGGCAUUUUCUUUUUGUAUGCAACCUUCUGAAUGAUUCCUUUAUCCCAUACUUUUUCUUAAUCUUUGAGAGAAUUGGCAUUUUCUGACAGAAGUUCUUUGGUUGUUGUUUUUUGUUGUUGUUGUUGUUGGGUUUUUUUUGUUUUAUGUUUUUAUUCUGGUUGGGUUUUUUGUUUGUUUGUUUUGUUUGUUUGGGGCUUUUUUUAAACUUUUGUUUCACUGAUAAAAUACAUGUUUUACAGACUUCAUGUGUGGAAAGUUUUUAAGGGGGAAUCUGGACACAUGCUGUUGGGGUUUUAGGAGUUCUUCUUUUGGAUUUUUCCCCUUGAGGAAACAUUAAUGACUGCAUACCUAAUAGAUACAAAAUAAGUUGUACUACUCAGAAGCUGGCUACUCUUUACCUGAGGCUUCCAGGGUAGGGCAGAGAUCACACUCUGUUUCUGUCUGUCUCUCUGUCUCUGUCUCUGUCUCUGUCUCUGUCUCUGUCUCCCUCUGUCUCCCUCUCUCUCCGUCUCUCUCGAAGGAGGAGGAGGACGGCCGGAGCUGCUGCCUCGGGCAGAAAAUUCGCUGCCGCCACAGCCCAGCCCGAUCCCGCUGCCUCUGCUGUGGGGUGAGCCUCUGUUUGUGACAGCAGCCACUGAACUGGGUCCUUAUUAACAGCUGCCUCAUUAAAAAAAGGGACUUUUCAUCAUCUGCUGGGGUGCCCGGGAUCCUUUGCCACUGCUCAGAGCUUUGCUACACUGCAGCCCCGCGACCCUGCCUGCUGAGACACCCCGUAGUUCCAGCUGCAGCUGCGGAGCUUCUCAUACAGGUCGUCCGCCAUCCCGGGAAUUUUGCUCAUUCCUGCGGGCUGUGACCGUAACUACAACAACGGGAAAAGUGCCUGCGGCCAAGAAGACUGUUACUGGGUUUCUGGUUAUGGUUUUUGUCAUUGCCAUUGUUGUUGCUUCUUUGCCUUGUUAUCCAUACUGGUAAUUAACUGUUAUUCCGUUUUCCCAUAAUUUUGCCUGAGAGCCCCUUAAUUUCAAAAUUACAGUAAUUCGGAGGGAAGGGGUUUACAUUGUCCAUUCCAAGGGAGGCUCCUGCCUUCCGUAGCUGACAUCUGUCUUUCAAACCAAGACAUGCUCUCUUAGUCCCUGCUGAAUCAAAAGGGGUGGUUUUUGAUUAAUUUGAAAAAUACAAGAAACUUAAUUUGAAGUUUUUUGCAGUUUAGUGACUGGUUUAUUAUGUUGUUUGAUUCAAAAUAUAUUCCAGAAAUUAGUGUUAAAUAUGUGUUUUUAAACUUACUUGUAAAAACCAAGAGUAAGCACAUUUAAAAAUUGGUUAGAGCUGCAUGAAGCUGUUUCCUAGCAAUUUCAAUUCUGGGGCAUAUGCCCUCACAGCUGCCUCACUUGUUGCUGUUUUACCCAUUUUGUUUGCAGCUGGGUCACCUUGUUCAUUUGUGCUGACCUAGAUUUUGUGAUUAAUUUAGUUGGUGGGAGGGGAGGGAA
This is a messenger RNA of Passer montanus (Eurasian tree sparrow), 12767 nucleotides long. It is a transcript of the gene TMEM161B, whose product is annotated as transmembrane protein 161B. Bases 3474 to 5468 code for a protein of 664 amino acids. The transcript has 13 exons. NCBI's taxonomy places the organism in Eukaryota, Metazoa, Chordata, Aves, Passeriformes, Passeridae. The record is from RefSeq and is a predicted model, not a curated record.